AUGUAUGCGCUCACUUUAACAGCGGAAUUAAACGGGGUUACCAACCUCCGACCCAAGGACACUGCUGAAAGUCCGUUUUGGUAUACCUUCACGGUCCAGUGUACCUCGUGUCGGGAGACCCACGGGAAGCCAGUCGCUGUUAGCAGAUUUGAGACCAACGAGUUAAGCGGAAGUAGGGGAGAGGCGAACUUCGUAUGGAAGUGCAAGAAUUGCAAGCGAGAAUCCUCUUGCUCGAUCAAGACGGCGCCUAAGCCCUACGCGCAAGGCGAGCCGCCUAAGCAGCAGUCCGUCAUCGAGUUCGACUGCCGCGGGUUGGAGUUUACGGAUUUCAGUCCCGAGGGGGAAUGGCUGGCGGAUGGCAUCGAGUCGAAUACAAAGUUCGAGGGAGUUGAGCUGCAGGAUGGUGAGUGGUACGAGUAUGAUGAGAAGGCCGGAGAUGAAGUUAGUAUUAAGGAUUUGAAGUGGGAGAUUAAGAGAGCUUGA
Daldinia childiae is the source of this 483-nucleotide messenger RNA. Its product is annotated as UPF0587 protein C2D10.03c. Lineage: Eukaryota; Fungi; Ascomycota; Sordariomycetes; Xylariales; Hypoxylaceae. The coding region runs from base 1 to 483 and encodes 160 amino acids. The transcript has 5 exons. The record is from RefSeq and is a predicted model, not a curated record. Gene Ontology annotation, molecular function: zinc ion binding.